AUGUCGGACUCUGAUGUGGCUAGAGCCAUUGCCGACGGGCGGGUUCCCAAGGGUAUUACGGCUGAUUAUCUCAACCAGACCAAGGAUGCUCCGGCCAUUGCGGGAAUUGUCUUUGUGACGGUGUUGACGAGUCUCGUUGUUCUUGGACGACUCAUAUCGAGAGCAUUUCUCAUCCGAAGAUUUGGACUCGACGAUACAUUGACGUUGAUAUCAUGGCUUUGCUACAUCCCCUUCGUGGGCAUGUGUAUCAAGCUCAUCAAUCUGGGAUCUGGACGACACUUUGAAUACAUUCAAUAUGUUCUCGAUAUGCCAACGAUCGAACUGACCGAAGUCCUCGACUUUGCCGCCCACAUCAUCUACACGACGACACUCCUCUUCUGCCGAAUCUCCGGUCUCGCAUUCUACUACCGACUAUGCAGCAUUCACGACCGACUUCUUCUUGCCAUCAAGAUUGUCAUGGGUAUCUUGAUCGCCGGAUACCUCCCACAGCUGUUCCUCCUCGUCUUCCACUGCAUCCCCGUCACUGGACUGUGGCCGUACGAAUUUCAGCCGGGAUUCGACAAGUACACAUGUCUGCAAUGGGGACUCGUGUAUAGCGUUAACUCGUCGGUUUCGCUGCUCUGCGACUUUCUGCUGUUUGGUAUUCCGGUCGUUAUGCUUCGGGUUCUUGAGAUGCCUCGCAAGCGCAAGAUCCAGCUUGCGUGUAUUCUCUUGCCGGGUACAUCGGUCAUUGCCAUUUCGAUCACACGUCUCGUUUUCGUUAUCGAAGGCCAAUGGAAUGCCGACAUGUCCUGGGCCUACAACCCCAUGUUGGCAAUCGAAGUCAGCGAGAUCGGCGCAACACUCAUCGCCCUAUCCGUACCAGGCCUAAAACCCCUGGUCGACAAGUUCAUCCUCCGACGAGACGUCACAUCCGGAGACAGCAACGGCAACUCUCGAUACGGAAAGCCCACGAGCAACAGCCGCAGCCACGCCCUCCGAUCGCUCAACUUUCGACCCGAACACGACGUCCUGACGAGUAGAGAUACUUCGGCCGAGGGGAUAAAUGCGUUUAGGACUAAGAACCAGAGGGAUAAUCAGAGCGAGAAUAGUGCGGAUGGUAUCUUGGUCAGUGUGGAUUUCCGCAUAAAGGAGGAUAGUCAGCGGGGACAGCAGAGUGACGGAGAGUCGUCGUGGAAAAGCCAGUGA
This is a messenger RNA of Fusarium keratoplasticum, 1188 nucleotides long. RefSeq lists its product as uncharacterized. The transcript has 4 exons. The record is from RefSeq and is a predicted model, not a curated record. NCBI's taxonomy places the organism in Eukaryota, Fungi, Ascomycota, Sordariomycetes, Hypocreales, Nectriaceae. Bases 1 to 1188 code for a protein of 395 amino acids.